AUGGACACUAAAUCCGAGGAGCUCCUCUUCCUCGCGUCGCAGCUCAAACGGUCCCUUACCUCCUUAACCACGGCCGAACCGCCAUUUUCCAUCUCUAUAAUCGACGUCUCCGCGUCUCCGUCAUCCGCGGCUCCCGUUACAAGCACAACAUUCCCUACAAUCUCCGUCUCCGACGUCCUCGCGUCGAAUCCAGGCGCCGCCGCGAAAUCCGCCGCGUCUCUCGCCGCGGAUCGCGGAGAGGCGGUGCAGGCGGUGAGCGACGCGCUGAAGCGCUUCGUGCGGGGGAAGUGGGACACGGGCGCGCUGGCGGGCGCGGCGGGGAUCGGGGGGAGCGGCGGAACCGCCAUCAUUGCGCCCGCGCUUAGGGGACUGCCUGUCGGUGUUCCCAAGAUUAUUGUUUCCACCGUCGCCAGCGGCAACACGGCGCCAUACGUGGGCACAUCGGAGCUGCUGCUGCUGCCAUCGGUGGCGGACGUGGCGGGGCUCAACGCCAUUCUCCCUCCAACCCCAUUGCCUCUCCCCCCCCUUCCCAAACACCACCCAACCAGCGGCAACACAGCACCAUACGUGGGCACCUCGGAUCUCUUAUUACUACCAUCAGUGGCGGACGUGGCGGGGCUAAACGCCAUUCUCCGCGCUGCCCUCUCCUCCGCCGCAGCUGCCCUCGCCGGCAUGCUGCUCCUGCGCGCCCUGCCCACCCAACCGCCCUCCACCGCUCUGCCUUCCUCUGUUGGCGCUUCUGCUGCUGCUACUGCGCCGGUUACAGUGGGGAUCACGAUGUUUGGGGUUACCACGCCGUGCGUUACGGAGGUGCAGCGGCUUCUCAGCAGCAAGGCCAGCAAGGAGGGAGGCGCGGGGUGGGUGGGGGAUGCAGGAGGAGUAGGAGAGGUGGAGACGGUGGUGUUUCAUGCGACGGGCACGGGGGGAAGAGCUAUGGAGGAGAACGUUGCUUCUGGACUCAUUCAGGUGCGCUCGCUGCACAUACCUCUCUUUACCCGCCCGCUCAUCCCCCCUCACCAUGCUGCUCACCCGCUCACCGCACUGCUCACCUCCACCCGCGCUGCUAGUUAUCAGCACAGCGAGAUACGAAUCGACUUGCCGAGAUCAUUUCACUCCAAGCUCACCCUUCCCUCCCCCCUUUACCAGCCGGUACUGCACAUCACGACAACCGAGGUGAAGGACUUGGUAGUGGGCGGCACCAUGGCGUGCCUGCAGUUCACAGUAUUGACAGUCACUUCAGCCACACCCCUCCCUCCCCACCCUGUUCUGGACGUCACGACAACCGAGGCAGCGGACUUUGUAGCUGUGCUGGACAUCACAACAACAGAGGUGGCGGACUUCAUAGUGGGCGGCACCAUGCCGUGCCUGCCCACCAGGUUUGACGCCGCCAUUCAGCACAAGGUCACCCUCAUGCGCACAACGGCUGACGAGAACCGUCGGAUCGCGCAGUUCAUCGCGGACAAGAUGAACCAAUCGCAGGCGCCCGUGACACUACUAAUACCUGAGGGGGGCCUGUCCGCUCUAGACGCCCCGGGCAUGGCCUUUUGGGACCCCGCUGCCGACGCUGCUCUGUUCGAUGAGCUGGAGAAGCAAGUGGAGCAGACAGACAGCAGGAAGGUGGGUACGAAGUGGUGA
Messenger RNA from Closterium sp. Naga37s-1, 1635 nucleotides. NCBI's taxonomy places the organism in Eukaryota, Viridiplantae, Streptophyta, Zygnematophyceae, Desmidiales, Closteriaceae. The record is from the annotation of a GenBank genome assembly.